This is a messenger RNA of Trichomycterus rosablanca, 2363 nucleotides long. RefSeq names its product nfe2 like bZIP transcription factor 2a (gene nfe2l2a). The transcript has 5 exons. The record is from RefSeq and is a predicted model, not a curated record. Gene Ontology annotation, biological process: cellular response to oxidative stress; regulation of transcription by RNA polymerase II. Gene Ontology annotation, molecular function: RNA polymerase II cis-regulatory region sequence-specific DNA binding; DNA-binding transcription factor activity, RNA polymerase II-specific. NCBI's taxonomy places the organism in Eukaryota, Metazoa, Chordata, Actinopteri, Siluriformes, Trichomycteridae. Gene Ontology annotation, cellular component: nucleus. The coding region runs from base 82 to 1857 and encodes 591 amino acids.
UCACGCGUAGUGCAGGAAUAGGAACUAACGCGCAGUGCUGGGAGUUACUUUUAAUACCAAGAGGCAGAAUAUCUCGUUAAAAUGAUGGAGAUUGAGUUGCCAAAAAUGCACCCAAGUCAACAGGAUAUGGAUCUGAUUGAUAUCCUGUGGAGGCAGGAUAUAGAUCUGGGAGCAGGCAGGGAAGUGUUUGACUUCAGCUACAGGCAGAAGGAGGUGCAGCUGCAGAGGCAGAAGGAGCUGGAGGAGGAGAAGAGGCUGCAGAGGGUGAGGGAGCAGGAGCAGGCACUGCUGGCACAGCUGCAGCUCGACGAGGAGACCGGAGAGUUCGUACCUCGAGCUGCACCUCCAAACAAUACCGUGACGCAGCCUAACACUGCGCCUGCUGAGAUCUCACAGAAUGUGGCCUUUCCAGAAGAGAAUGGAGACGCCAUGUCAUUCGAUGAGUGCAUGCAGCUGUUGGCUGAGACGUUUCCACUAGUAGACACGGCGGAGCCUGCUCCUCCUUGUCUGGAUCCCUCAAUUCCUGCCCCUACAGACAGCACGCACCUAAUGAUGCCUGGAGAAAUACCCAUGCUUAGCCAGAACCCCCUGAUGCCUAGUCCAAUGGACCAGACCUGGAUGGAUUUGCAACUUUGCUUAAACCUCCCAGAGAUGCUGGACAUGUCAGGAUAUAUGAACACUAACCAGUCAGUGGAUGUCCAGGAGUCCAACUGCAAUCAGUAUCUGUCUAAACUAAGCGACAUCACUACCAGCCCUGCCGACAUGUGCCCUCCUGAGUACAUAAACACAUACGAUGGGGCUUUUACUAACGUAGUGCCUCCCAGCCUUAAUCAAAUGAGCCUGAAAGCCUCAGAUGUAAACGAAGGCUUUGGACCAGAUGAGAUCUGUGAUGUGUUUUACCCAGAAUUAGAAGCUAAAGUCCAUGGUGUUGCUGUUCCAUGUGAAGAGAGAAACACUGACGAACAGCUGGAAGAGCUCUCAAAAGUGGCUCUGAUGAAACCCAUGGACCUGCACAGCCUCUCUCCUGGUAACUUCAGCACAGAAAAAUCUGAAGCCAUGUCGGAAUUUCCAGAUUCAGAUUCUGGAUUGUCCCUGGAGACCAGUUCAAAAAUGAGCUCUCCCGGGAAGUCUCUGCAGGGAGACGGCUCCUAUGGAUUCAGCGACUCGGAGAUCGAUGAGAUGGAAGGUGGACCUGGAAGCAUGGAAUCAGACUAUGCUGAAAUGUUUCCCCUAAUUUUCCAAAGCGACAGUCCUCAACACUCACUCCUGGAGAAUUCUGGCAUGACCCUGCUGCAAGAGGGAACCACUACACAGUCAAAAACAGAUCAGGUGGAGGCAAGCGGAUAUGCCAAGCAACCCUUCACCAAAGACAAGCAGAGGAAGCGUUCGGAGUCGCGCCUGUCGCGUGACGAGGAGAGAGCAAGAGUCCUGCAGAUUCCGUUUGCCGUGGAGCUGAUCAUCAACAUGCCCGUUGACGACUUUAACGAGUUAAUGGCCAAACACAAGCUGAACGAGGCGCAGCUCGCACUCGUGCGCGACAUUCGACGCCGCGGCAAGAACAAGGUGGCGGCGCAGAACUGCCGCAAACGCAAGAUGGAGAACAUCAUGGGCCUGGAAUACGAGCUGGACUCGCUCAAGGAUGAGAAGGAGAGGCUGACGAAGGAGAAGAGUGAAAACAGCAGCAGUCUGAGGAAAAUGAAGCAGCAGCUCAACUCGCUGUAUCUGGAGGUGUUCAGCAUGCUGAAGGAUGAGCAGGGAAAUUCAUACUCCCCUAACGAAUACUCGUUACAGCAAACCUCAGACGGAAGCAUCUUCCUGGUCCCUCGCGUCAAAAAGACUCUUGUUAAGAGCAACUAGCACUUCUGCUUUUUCUCUUUCUUGGUACUACAUAAUUCAGUAGCUAAGUACUAUGCAAAAAGAAAAACUUUAUAGGUAUUUUUGCUUAAUCUUUAGCUGGAAAGAUGGCAGAACUAUUAUAUAGUUUUGGCUUAUUCUACUUUCUUAAUAUUCUUAAUAUCCUAUAUUUUGUACUUCUUUAUAUAUUAUCUGAAAAUGUUUUAUCGAUAUGGUUUGUAAAUACAUUCAUACUUUAUUUGCUAUCAGAAUUUCAAGCAAUAUGCUAUGUUUAUAUUUUAAAGAGCUAUUAAUUAUAUUGCAAUCACUGGCACUUAAAUCUGUUUUAUAUCCUAAAUUACAGCUCUGUUGCAACGUUUCCAAUGUUGACUUUAUGCUUUAAAAAAAAUCACAGUUUGUAAUACUUCUCUGUGUCUGCUGUAACUGUCGACUACGGUCAGCUUAUUGACUGUUCUCACCAUUUCUAUCACUCUGUAAAUGUAAUUUUAAUAAAGUGUGUGUCCAACCUG